This is a messenger RNA of Coccidioides posadasii C735 delta SOWgp, 1146 nucleotides long. RefSeq lists its product as uncharacterized. Lineage: Eukaryota; Fungi; Ascomycota; Eurotiomycetes; Onygenales; Onygenaceae. The record is from RefSeq and is a predicted model, not a curated record. Gene Ontology annotation, cellular component: cytoplasm. Gene Ontology annotation, molecular function: protein prenyltransferase activity. Gene Ontology annotation, biological process: protein prenylation.
AUGUCUGACUCAGAGAAUAUUUAUCAAUCUUUAUCAAAGUUAUUCGUUGGUAGAAAUGAGAAAAUCUACGAUAUUGAGAUUCUCCCAUCAGGGUUCGGCCCACUGCUUCAGGAUGGAACCAAUAUCGGAAUCACAAAGCGCGCUCUCGCCCAAGCAUUUCUUAUUGCAAGAAAGGCUUUCUUCGGUUCACUGAAGGAUGGCAAUGCUAGAGAGGAUUCGGUUAUUGUAGGGCAAACAACGGAUUCACCCACUAAUACCAAUAUAAGAGUGGCAUCCGAAAUCAUCCUCCUCUUCGACUCCGAGCACCUGACAGUUUGCAAUUGGCGCAAACGGAGAAUCUGUGCCUUAAGAAGCUCUUUGCCGGCAAGUGACUACGCUAGAUCACUUAAAGAGGAGCUUUCGUUUACUGCAACCUUGCUUCGCUCUCCGUUGCACCGACAUGCUAAGUCUCCUACUUUGUGGUACCACCGAUAUUGGGUCAUGACCGAAGUCCUUAGACUCGACCCUUGCCAUAUACAAUCAGUUUUGUUAGAGAUACCCCAGAUGCAAUCAAGCGUGGAUGAUGUGAUGAUCAGCGAAAAACUUCUCCAACGUGAAUUUGCGGUAGGCCUGAAGGCUGGAGUGCAACACCCGAUGAACUAUUACGCCUUUAGCUAUCUACGCCAGCUCCUUGACCUGUUGAGCCGAUUCCGAGAUCGUGGCCUAGACCUACUCAAUAGCGAGAUGACAAGGCAAAAACACGGUGACAUCCUUACCACCCCACUGAAUAGUGAUAUCCAGUUGCAUUCCUUCCAGGAUAUGGCGAGCGUGCUGCUUGAAGGGAUGCAUAGAUGGUGUCUAGACCAUCCACCCGACAUUUCUGGUUGGACUUUCCUGUUGUAUUUGCUUGAGGUUGUCGCCGAUGCACCACUCCAGACAGUCAUGGUCGAAAAGACUAUCAAAUAUGCUCUCGAUGUGGGCUGGGAAGGGGAGGCAUUGUGGGUAUUCGUCGCACUUGCCAUAUCAAAUUUUCGACUUGACCUUGAGGCGUUUUCCCGCAUGGAUCACGGAAUAACCAGACGGGACAAUGAAGCUGGCCAUGCUACACAAAUCCGCCGCCAUUGGGCUGAUUUAGCUGCUCAGGCGAAGGCUCAUUUCAAGGAGUAG